UCAGUGGAGCAGCUGCGGAAGGAGGGCAACGAGCUGUUCAAAUGCGGAGACUACGAGGGCGCCCUGACCGCCUACACUGAGGCCCUGAGUCUGGACGCGGGGCCCCAGGACCAGGCCAUUCUGCAUCGGAACCUGGCCGCCUGCCACCUCAAGCUGGAAGAUUAUGGCAAAGCGGAAACUGAGGCAUCCAAAGCCAUUGAAAAGGACGGCGGGGAUGUCAAAGCACUUUACCGGCGGAGCCAAGCCCUAGAGAAGCUGGGCCGCCUCGACCAGGCUGCCCUUGACCUGCAGAGAUGUGUGAGCCUGGAGCCCAAGAACAAAGUUUUCCAGGAGGCCCUGCGGAACAUUGGGGGCCAGAUUCAGGAGAAGGUGCGAUACAUGUCCUCGACGGAUGCCAAAGUGGAACAGAUGUUUCAGAUACUAUUGGACCCAGAAGAGAAAGGCACUGAGAAAAAACAAAAGGCUUCUCAGAACCUGGUGGUGCUGGCCCGGGAGGACGCUGGAGCUGAGAAGAUCUUCCGGAACAAUGGGGUGCAGCUUUUGCAACGCCUGCUGGACACGGGCGAGACUGACCUGAUACUGGCGGCUCUGCGCACACUGGUCGGCAUUUGCUCUGAGCACCAAUCCCGGACAGUGGCCACCCUGAGCAUGUUGGGAACUCGGCGCAUGGUCUCCAUCCUUGGCGUGGAAAACCAGGCUGUGUCCCUGGCAGCCUGCCACCUGCUGCAGAUUAUGUUCGAUGCCCUCAUGGAAGGCGUUAGGAAAGGCUUCCGGGGGAAAGAAGGCGCCAUCGUCGUUGAUCCUGCCCGGGAGCUGAAGGUCCUCAUCAGUAACCUCCUGGAGCUACUGACUGAGGUGGGGGUCUCAGGCCAAGGCCGAGACAAUGCCCUGACCCUCCUGAUUAAAGUGGCGCCUCGGAAGUCUCCUAAGGACCCCAACAACAGCCUCACCCUCUGGGUUAUUGACCAAGGUCUGAAAAAGAUUCUGGAGGUGGGGGGCUCUGUGCAAGACUCUCCUGGGGAGCUCGCGGUGACCGCCAACAGCCGCAUGAGUGCCUCCAUCCUCCUCAGCAAGCUCUUCGACGACCUCAAGUGUGAUGCCGAGAGGGAGAAUUUCUACCGACUCUGUGAAAACUACAUUAAGAGCUGGUUUGAGGGCCAUGGGCUGGCCGGGAAGCUGCGGGCCAUCCAGACGGUGUCCUGCCUCCUGCAGGGCCCAAGUGAGGCUGGCAACCGGGCCCUGGAACUGAGUGGCGUCAUGGAGAGCGUGAUUGCCCUGUGCGCCUCUGAGCAGGAGGAAGAGCAGCUGGUGGCUGUGGAGGCUCUGAUCCACGCAGCCGGCAAGGCCAAGCGGGCCUCGUUCAUCACUGCCAAUGGCGUCUCACUGCUCAAGGACCUGUACAAGCGCAGCGAGAAGGACAGCAUCCGCAUCCGGGCGCUGGUGGGACUCUGUAAGCUUGGCUCGGCCGGCGGAACGGACUUUAGCAUGAAGCAGUUUGCUGAAGGCUCCACUCUCAAAUUGGCCAAGCAGUGUCGGAAGUGGCUGUGCAAUGACCAGAUAGAUGCGGGCACUCGGCGCUGGGCAGUGGAGGGCCUGGCUUACCUCACCUUUGAUGCUGACGUGAAGGAAGAGUUUGUGGAGGACGAGGCUGCUCUGAAGGCUCUGUUCCAGCUCAGCAGGUCCGAGGAGAGGUCCGUGCUCUUUGCAGUGGCCUCGGCACUAGUGAACUGCACCAACAGCUAUGACUAUGAGGAGCCCGACCCCAAGAUGGUGGAGCUGGCCAAGUAUGCCAAGCAGCAUGUGCCUGAGCAGCACCCCAAGGACAAACCGAGCUUUGUGCGGGCUCGGGUGAAGAAGCUGCUGGCAGCAGGGGUGGUGUCGGCCAUGACGUGCAUGGUGAAGACCGAGAGCCCUGUGCUGACAAAUUCCUGCAGGGAACUGCUCUCCAGGGUCUUUCUGGCGUUGGUGGAAGAGGUAGCAGACCGGGGCACUGUGGUUGCUCAGGGAGGGGGCAAGGCUUUGCUCCCGCUGGCCCUGGAAGGCACCGACGUGGGGCAGAUCAAGGCAGCUCAGGCUCUCGCCAAGCUCACCAUCACCUCCAACCCAGAGAUGACCUUUCCUGGCGAGCGGAUCUAUGAGGUGGUGCGGCCCCUUGUCUCCCUGUUGCACCUCAACUGCUCAGGCCUGCAGAACUUCGAGGCGCUCAUGGCCCUAACAAACCUGGCGGGGAUCAGCGAGAGGCUCCGACAGAAGAUCCUGAAGGAGAAGGCUGUGCCCAUGAUCGAGGGCUACAUGUUUGAGGAGCAUGAGAUGAUCCGCCGGGCAGCCACGGAGUGCAUGUGUAACUUAGCCAUGUGCAAGGAGGUGCAGGACCUGUUUGUCGCUGAGGGCAAUGACCGGCUAAAGCUGUUGGUGCUGUACAGCGGAGAGGAUGACGAGCUGCUGCAGCGAGCGGCUGCCGGGGGCCUGGCCAUGCUCACCUCUUUGCAGCCGUCGCUCUGCAGCCGCAUCCCACAAGUGACCACCCACUGGCUGGAGAUCUUGCAGGCACUGCUUCUGAGCCCCAGCCGGGAGCUGCAGCACCGGGGCGUUGUGGUGGUGCUGAACAUGGUAGAGGCCUCGAAGGAGACCGCCAGCACCUUGAUGGAGAGUGAGGUGCUGGAGAUCCUGUCAGUGCUGGCUAAGGGCGAGGAGGGCCCUGUCACAAGGGCUGCCGCAGCCUGCCUGGGGAAAGCGGUGGAGUACGGGCUUAUCAAACCCAACCAGGAUGGAAAGUGAGGGGCUGCCUCUGGUUCCAAAGCUCAGGCACACCGUACCUGCACACCCCACCUAUUGCAGCACCAGGAGCAAAGAUAGAAGCCACUUUGGCUGGUGAGGGCUGGGAUGCCGGACACUCUUGCCUCUGCUUCUCAGCUGUUGCUGUUAGGAGCCACGUGGAGCCACACAGCCCUGCUCUGCAGCACUGCCUCCAGCCUCACCCAGCAGAGCCCUUUCCUGUACUACUGUAGACGGCUGGGAAGGGGGCAGGUGCAUCCCAACUUGGCCUGUGGAUUCCCGGGCAACAGGAAAGGUACAUCAAGCAGCCGCAUCAGCUGUCAGCGUCCCCUGAGCCUGCUAGCAGGCCUGCCCUGACCCUCUAAUAAAAGUGUGUGGAACUCGAAUGUGUGCCGUUUCCCAGGGCAGGGGGGGCUGGCUGUGGGCUGGCAUGUCACGGAUGAGGGCACCCUGGAGGAGCAUCACAGCAGCAGCAGAGCCACCACUAUGGAAGGAAUCCAAUGGAUUCCCCACCCCAGGGUGCUCUGAGUCACCUCUUAAUCCUGCUGGGGGGAAAAGGGGUAAGUCCAGGAAGCUAAUCAAUAAAACACUAUCCAGUGGAGUGGAAACGAAGGCUUUAGAGUACAGACUCCUCCCGUACGCUGACCCUUCAAUACUUUUGUUUGUAUUGAGUUCUCAUUGACCUUCACUCAGGCUGCGUUCGGGAUUUCGAGCCCAUGUGGUGCCGGGGCACUGUCUUUCCUCACGGGAAAUCAGUGGGCCCUCCUGUAGCUGAGCCCUUUAGAAGAAAGGCUGAGCUCUGCCAGGGUACCCGACCUGCCCCAUGCAGAGCCCGUUUCCGCCACCAGCGCCAAGUCUAGCUGGAAGCUCGUUGGCU
Molecule: messenger RNA, 3652 nt
Organism: Trichechus manatus latirostris (Florida manatee)
Lineage: Eukaryota; Metazoa; Chordata; Mammalia; Sirenia; Trichechidae
Gene: UNC45A
Product: unc-45 myosin chaperone A
Exons: 19
Coding region: 379-2778 (799 amino acids)
Cellular component (GO): cytoplasm
Molecular function (GO): Hsp90 protein binding
Source: RefSeq, a predicted model, not a curated record